AUGAAUGAAUCUUCAGAGUCUGUUUCGGGACUAUGGGACUACUUGCCCAGGUCUUUUGAGACGACUUCGCCGACGUAUGCAAAGCCUCCACAGGUGGCUUCUUCGUGUGGACGAAUUGGUUUAGAUGGCAGCUGUUUGUCUGAAGGUCAUGAAAGGCAACCGACAGUGUUGGACCAUCAGGAUGAGAUUCUGGACUGUAGACUUGAGCAUGCGGCUCUGGUAGCCAGACAGCUGCGAUUACAAGCUGCAGAGCAGGAGGCCAACAGGGAGCAGAUCCAAGUGCAGCAGAGGUUAACGGCCUUACGUGAAGAGGUUCUGCAAGAGCAGAAGCGGCAGGAUUUUCUGCAGGCAGCACUGCAACGCGCCCAAGCAGGAGGUGCAGCGAUGCAGCUCGCAUCCGCCAUGACGUCCCAGCGCCAAGAAGCUGCAGUGGCAGCUCAGAAUCAACUUCUUGCGGGAAAGCCUUUGCUGUCAUCUCUGCGCCGUGAGUGCCAGGAUCGACAGAUGCGGUUUCAACAGUUUUCUCGUCCGGGUCGUGGCAAAGAGGAUGGUGAUGAGGACAUCAGGGCAUUGCGAGCGGAGCUGCACGAGAUUCGGUCGGAGCUGGCGGCGGAGCAGGCACGCGGAGCUCGGAUCAGCCUGCACACGCAGGCCCUGGAAAAGGAGAAACGAUCCUUGCAGGCAAAGACGACCGAUGCCAUGUCCGAGUUGCAAAUGCAGUUCGAGGAGCUGGUGGGAGACUCGAGAGAUGGUGCUCCUCUCACAGGUGACACUCGCCUGAGGUAG
Messenger RNA from Symbiodinium natans, 786 nucleotides. The record is from the annotation of a GenBank genome assembly. NCBI's taxonomy places the organism in Eukaryota, Dinophyceae, Suessiales, Symbiodiniaceae.